UUAAUUGCUUUUAUUUUAAAAAUACGAUCCAUUUAUUGUUUUAUUUAAUUUUUAAUAAUUGGUCAACCUGUUAACUCUCUGUUCUGCAACAUAGGUAAAGCAAUAUAUUAAAAAUGGUACCGACGACCAUUCCGGUAAUCUAUUUUGAUUUUUUGCAGAACUCAACAAUUUUCUUUUAUUGAGUUGAUUGGUAUUCAGUACAGAAGUAAUAACAUAUAGUUCAACUUGCUAGACAUUUUUUUUUAAAGCGUUCAUUUCGUUUAUUUCAAUAUUCCUAAUUAUUAUUAUUAGAGUUUUUUUAUUAUGGACGAAACCGCCAAGUCAGAUAACUCUACGUCCUCGUACUUAAACAAUGUGAACAGUAUACAACACUUAAAUGAUCCUAAUUCAUUUGAUAAUGUACCUGAAGCAAUUAAAAUUUUGGAUUUACAACGUAUGCUGAUUGAACAGAAAAAAUCAAUACUCUCAUUAAAAUUGAAAGAAUAUGAAGAUGCUAUGUUAGAAAAAGAUAAACAAAUCUCAUCAUGUAAUUUAGAAAUCAUGAAAAUUCAAAACAAUGAUUGUAUACUUAACAAUUGGUAUAAAUCUGUCGAAGAAAAAGCUAAUUUUGGUCAUAACAUUUAUCAACAUAUGGUUUCAGAAUUUAAAAAUGCUAGUGACCGUUUAAAUAGACAUGGAUAUGACUUUGAAGCUAUUAAAUCAAGACAUAAAGAAGUUAUAUCUUUGGUUGAUAAAACAAAAAGUAGUUUUCAGGAAAAAGUUUUAAGUAUAUCAAAUUCUAUUGAAGACUCUUUGAAACAUGUCAAUAUGGAAAAAUUGAAGCUAAAAAAUGAAAUGGAAAUUUUAGAAAAUCAACAUACACUUGAAAUAGCUAGUUUUAAAUCAAAUUUUGAAAAUGUCUCAAAUGAGUUAACAAAAAUUCAGACUGAGAAAAAUGUAUUGCAAGAUGAAUUGAAUGAUACAAAUAUUAAAUUAACAGAAGAAAGAAAAGUUUUUCAAAAUAAAAUUCAAUAUUUUGAGAAUGAACUUAGUAACAAAGUUUCUGAAAAUGUAUUACUAAUACAACAAAAUAGUUCUAUUAAUGAGAAGUUUAACAAAUUAUUGAAUGAAUUUCAAAAUAUGAAUGAUGAGAAACUUAACCUUUUACAAUCAAUGAAAGAAAAAGAAAACCAGCUUGCUAUUCAGUUAUGUACUAUAAAUCAACAAAAGGACCAGAUUAAAAAUCAAAUUGAAUUAGACAAGUUAAAUGAAGAAUUGAAGAAAAAUAUUCUGAAUUCAGAAAAACAUAUUCAAUACCUUGAAAAAACUAAUGCAAACUUAUUAGAAGAGUUGAAAUUAUUGAAGAUGGCUUAUAAUGAUGAUCAAAAAUCGAAAGAGAUGAAAACAGAUUAUGAAGAAUUGCUAAAAGUACAGGAAGAAAAGUUAAAUAGCUGUACUAAAAAUUUGGAAUUGUUUAAUGCUAAUGAAAUUUUACUGAAUAAGGAAAAAAUUGAAUUAAAAACAAAAUUAGAUGCAUCUAUAAAAACAAUUGAUGGUUUAUUAGAGGAUAAAACAGUUAAUUGUAAUUUAAUUCAAGAUUUACAAAGUAAAGUUGAUACAUUAAAUAAUGAUUUAAAUAAUGCUUAUCAAAUGUUAAGAGGGUCAGCUAAAAGUUUUUCUAGUCAAAAAAAUGAGAUCGAAAGAGAAAAUAUGAUUUUAGAAAAAGAAAAAAUAAGAUUAGAGAAAGAAAAAUUUGAGUUGGAAAAUGAAAAGAAAGAACAAUGUCAAAAAAUUGAAAGAUUAUCAUCCAAUUAUAUGAAAUAUAAGGCUCGUGCUAAAAUGUUACAUGAGGAACUCAUGAAAAUUCGACGUCCAGUUAUUAAACCAAUGAAAUCUCAAAAUGAAGCAGGAAUUACUAUUGAGAUACUGAGUGAUGAUGAAGAAAAUAAGGAAGUCAAUUGUUCCUUUGAUAAUUUUAAAAGAAAUUCCACUCAGAUAAAUGAUAUUUCUAAUUCAAAUUCAAAGAAACAAAAAAUGUUUGAAGGCCAACUAUCAUCAAUUAAAAAUUCAGAAAAUGUAUGGACAAAAAUAAAUACAUCAACUUCAAGUAUUAGUAAAAAUAUGGGAGAACUGUGUGUAUCACCAAUUAGUAUUAGACGGAAAAAUUCUCUUGAAAAGGAUUUAUUUGCAAUCAAUUGUAAAACUAAAAAUAAGUCAUUAUAUCUAAAUGAAAAUAAAACUGAGAUAGAAAAAGAAAAUAUUUGUAAAGAAGAACCAAAAUCUAUCAUAAAAACUGAAUCAAACCGUAAACAAUUUAAAAUUCCUCUUGAUCUAAUGCCCCCAAAAAAAAGAGUAGUACAAAAAAAGCAAACAAGACAGAGAAAUAGUCUAAGUAUGGUGUCAAAGAGAUCUAUUGUUUCACCCAAAAAAAAUAAUUCUUUAUCCGAGAUCAUUGAACUUUAAUAUCAUUCAUCCGUUAUGUUUGUAUAAUAAUGUUAAACAUAUUGUUUUGGUUAUUUUUUAAUAGAAUUUAUUAAUCUAAAAGUUUGAAUUUAUAUUCUAUCUGCAAAUGUAACUAAAAACUGAUUUAUAACUAGACUUAAUUUUAGAAAGAUACAAUUAGUUUUUUGUAUUUAAAUGUUGUUUUUUUUUUAAUUU
Molecule: messenger RNA, 2637 nt
Organism: Daktulosphaira vitifoliae (grape phylloxera)
Lineage: Eukaryota; Metazoa; Arthropoda; Insecta; Hemiptera; Phylloxeridae
Product: myosin heavy chain, clone 203-like
Exons: 16
Coding region: 304-2442 (712 amino acids)
Source: RefSeq, a predicted model, not a curated record